CUGACCGAUAUUUUGGGCAAUGGUGUUCCUGAUCUUGGUAACACCUUGGGCAACGUGGUUUCUGACCUUGGCAACACCUUGGGCAACGGCCUCCCAGACCUGACCGAUAUUUUGGGCAAUGGUGUUCCUGAUCUUGGUAACACCUUGGGCAACGUAGUUCCUGACCUCAGCACCACUCUGGGUAACACCUUGGGUAAUGUGGUCCCUGAUCUUGGCAACACUUUGGGCAAUGUUCCUGAUCUCGUUGGCACGCUUGGAGGCCUUGCCCCCGGCCUUGGUGAUGCCCUCAGCAACUUGGGUAAUGGUAUCGACACCAUCAUCCCCAUCAUUGGAAACACUGUCCCCGAUCUGAGCAAUAGCUUGAACAACGCAGUUCCUGGCCUCGGAGAUGUUAUCAACAACCUGGGUAGCACCCUAACACCUGUCAUCCCUGAUCUGACCAAUGCUCUCCCUACUUUGGGAAGUGCGCUUCUCGAUCUCGCCAGCAACCCAGCAAGCAACCUGGGUCUGACCAACGCCCUUGCCAAUAUCCCCAACCUAAGCCUCCCUGAGCUGACCCUCCCCGAUCUGACCCUGCCUUCGUUGGGUGUCCCUUCAUUGAAUGACAUCAACAUCGAACUCCAAACGCCUUCGCUUGCAGACCUCCUCGGAAACGUUGGUAGCCUCGCCAGCACUCCUAGUAUUCCCACGCUACCAAACCUUCCAUUGGUUUCGAUCCCGGACACUACCUUGCCAAACCUCCUUCCGAGCCUCGGGCCUUCGCUUAUUUCAAACAUCGUUAGCAGCUUGGCUCCGUCAACUCCAAGCGUCCCCGCGAGCCCCUUGGCGGGCGCACUGGGCAACGUCGGCCAAGCCGCCGGCCAGAUUGCGAGCCCACUCACUUCGGCAUGCACUGGUAUCCUUGGAUCUCUUGCCUGCACCCUUGACGGUAAGAGCACACUGAACAACGUCGUCACCCAGACCGGCAAUGCUCUGGGCACCGUCGGCAGCGCAGUUGGGGGUCUCCUCGGAAAUCUUCUGAAGCCCGCUGCUACUACACCCAAGCUCUUCAGAAUCUGA
Clonostachys rhizophaga is the source of this 1059-nucleotide messenger RNA. The record is from the annotation of a GenBank genome assembly. NCBI's taxonomy places the organism in Eukaryota, Fungi, Ascomycota, Sordariomycetes, Hypocreales, Bionectriaceae.